AGACUCUCGCGCAGCAGCAGAAAGGCAAUUCUGCCAAUUCAAAAUAGAAAUAGAGCAUUAACCCAGACAUGGGCGACCAAAUUCAAAACCCUAAUAGAUUCUUUGUUCUUUUCAGUUUUCCAGGGAAAAUGGGAAGAGAUCAUGUCAGCCUCCUCGAUUCGCUUCAUGCUUUACUGCUUCUUCCUCAAACCCUAAAGCUUAGCUGAUUCACCUCAAAAAAUUCGGUGAGUAUCCUGCAAUGUCUGGUUUUUCCGGUGCAAGAUUAGCUUUGAUCAAGAAUGUUUCUCAUUUGGUCUCAAAUGUCCAACUGGAUAUGCUUCCUGUUCAAUCAUUAUUCAUCAUCAGAUCAUUUUCAUCUGUCAUAUCUUCUAAUUUGGAUAAGCAUUCAUUUAUAGUUUCAUACCUCAUAGAUUCAUGUGGAUUAACCCUAGAAUCUGCUCAAUCUGUUUCUAAGAAUAAGAGGAUAUGUUUUCAAACCACUGAAAGACCAGACUCAGUACUUAGGCUUCUCAGGGAACAUGGAUUCACUAACGCCCACAUCUCCAAAAUUAUUAAGCAGCGGCCCCAGUUGCUUUUAGCGCAACCUAAAAAGACACUCUUGCCCAAACUUGAGUUUCUACGCUCUAUAGGGGUUUCAAGAUCAGGCCUUUCUAUAUUUGUUUCUAAGAAUCCGGAUUUGUUGGGUCGAAGUAUAAAACGGUGUUUGAUCCCAACUUAUGAGAUGCUUAAAGGUGUACUUGUUUCUGAUAAGAAAGUGGUUGCAACCCUGCAUCGCAUGAAAGGCAGACAUUUGUCCUUUUUUCCAAGAACAUUUUGUAACAAUUUAUCACUCUUAAGAGGGCUCGGAAUCUAUGAGUCUUGCAUCACUUACUUCGUCACCCAAUCUCCAUCAGCCAUGUGUCUGGAAGCGGGCAAGUUUGCUGAAGGGGUUGAGAAGGUUAUCAAACUAGGAUUUGACCCAUCAGAAUUUACAUUUGUUGAGGCAGUCCGAGUUUUUCUUAUGUUAUCAGCUGAAACAUGGGAACACAAAGUGGAGGUUUAUAGGAGAUUGGGUUUGUCUGAAGAUGAGAUUCGGUCGAUUUUCAGAAAGAAUCCCAAAUGUAUGACAUUUUCUGAGAAGAAGGUCAAGGGUAUAAUGGAUUUUCUUGUGUGCAAGAUGGGUUUGCAGCCUGCUGCUGUUGCUAGAGUUCCAGUUGUGUUUAAUUAUAGUUUGGAAAGGAGGAUUAUGCCAAGAUGUUCAGUUGUAAGAGUUUUGCUUUUAAAGGGUUUGAUUAAGGCAGAUACUCAUUUAUCGUCAGUGUUGAUACCUUCUGAAAAGUGCUUCUUGGAAAGGUUUGUGAUCAAGUAUCAAGAACAUGUGCCCCAAUUGUUCCAUAUCUUUCAGAAAAAAAUGGUUCUUACAGAACUUGGCUUUGAUGAUAAAUAUAGUAUUUCUGGGUUGAAGCAUGUAUAGCCUUCGGCAUGUCAUUAUUAAACCCAUUAAUACAACAUUUAAUAUUGCUUUCUAAUUGAUUAGUUUAAUUUCUUUGGUGCGUUGGUAAAGCUUUAAUGACCAACUUUCAUAACUAGAUUUUACAUCUUAUUUGACUUUUUUUUCCCAAUUGAGUUGAAG
Manihot esculenta (cassava) is the source of this 1612-nucleotide messenger RNA. RefSeq lists its product as uncharacterized. Gene Ontology annotation, cellular component: chloroplast. The record is from RefSeq and is a predicted model, not a curated record. The transcript has a single exon. Gene Ontology annotation, molecular function: double-stranded DNA binding. Gene Ontology annotation, biological process: chloroplast organization; regulation of DNA-templated transcription. The coding region runs from base 239 to 1453 and encodes 404 amino acids. Lineage: Eukaryota; Viridiplantae; Streptophyta; Magnoliopsida; Malpighiales; Euphorbiaceae.